AUGCAAGCCCUUUGUAGAAGAUCUUUACCAAUCGUCAGCGGGGCUAGAAGCAAAACCGACUUGGCAGUGCUCGAUGAAAUUAUCAGAGUAGAUCAUGCAGGUGAACUGGGCGCUGAUAGAAUAUACGCUGGGCAAAUGGCGGUAUUGGGCGCAACCUCGAAGGGCCCUUUAAUAAAGCACAUGUGGGACCAAGAGAAGCACCACAGGGCGACUUUUGAAGGGCUGAUCCGCAAGCAUAGAGUAAGGCCUACAGUGAUGACACCUAUUUGGAACGUAGCUGGAUUCAUGUUGGGAGCUGGAACGGCUUUAAUGGGCGAAAAAGCCGCCAUGGCGUGCACAGUGGCUGUUGAGACAGUGAUCGUAGAGCAUUAUAAUGACCAAUUGAGGACCUUGUUGGAAGAUCCGGAUUGUAAUAAAGAACUCAUGGAUACCAUUGUGAAGUUCAGAGACGAGGAGCAGGAACACCAUGAUACUGGGAUUGAUUACGGUGCAGAAGAAGCUCCUUUCUAUAACGCCUUGUCUAAUGUAAUUAAAGCAGGUUGCAAAGCAGCAAUUUCUAUUUCAAAAGUAGUAUGA
Messenger RNA from Phyllotreta striolata, 576 nucleotides. Lineage: Eukaryota; Metazoa; Arthropoda; Insecta; Coleoptera; Chrysomelidae. The record is from the annotation of a GenBank genome assembly.